UAUCUAGAAAUUUUUUUUUCAUUGUAAUCCAUAUUUGAAUUUUUCGGACUGUAUUAUGUUUAUUAGUAAAAUACCACAUACAUAUCAUUCUUCAUACUACUUUAGUUCUUACAACUACAAAUACAAAAUAUCUUAUUUCCGGAUAUACCAUUAUGAUGAUACGUAGCAGGCAAAUAAUACUAAGUGUGCAUUAGGGAAUUAUUCAAUACUUUUACCAAUUGAAUAACACAUAGUUAUUAAAAUUGGUAUUAUGUUAAUUUCUUAUUUCGCGUAUCAAAUAUCACAUGUAUGCAUUGCCGAAAAUACAUCCCGUAAAUUCUUUAAAUUACUAUUGUAGUAUAUAACUAGAACACAACAACUAUAAAUAUGUCUGCUGCAUCUAAAGAAAGACAAGCAAGACUAGGCAAUAUUGUCAAGAAACUAUUCCCAAAAGUAAUGCAAACAAUAUUUAAAGAAUGUGUCAGUCCAAGAGGUUUACAAGUGAAAUAUCAACAAAAACACAUACCUAUCGAAUUUACAGAGGAUGAAAUAUCCUUAAUGGAAAAACUUCCAAAUAUUGAUGACUUCACCAUCGAUCUAUGCUAUAAAAUAUUGCGGUACGAAAAUGCAUUGCAUGAACCGUCGUGUCAAUGGGGGAAUGUUCCACACGAUUCAGAAGUUGAAAUCGGCGAUGACGUUCAGAAAAAUACUUAAUGCAACUAAUGACGUUAUCAGCAUUUCGGAUGAAAUAUCAGAGCUAUAUUACGAAGAGUUUCAAAAAAGAACACAAGAGGUACUAAAGAGAGUAGAUAAAUAUCUCUGUCAAUAUACUUCUAUACAAUUGUACCAAACAAUUCAGAGCUCUGAUAUUAGUAUUACUGAUAUGCUUCAAGAACUGGCACUUAUGCAGCAAGUCAAUGGUAUGGUUAACAGUAGAAUUAGACUCAGACGUAUUUACUAAAGCAUAUCAUAAAUCUGAUAAUAUUUUGAACAAUACGAAAUGGAAUGGACUCACACAGUAUAAUUAUUCGUGAUUUUAGUUUAAAAUUGUAUAGGGCUUCAUUUUUGAUGUAGAUUUCUCUUCCCUUUUAGUCUCAAACUGUAACAAAAUAAACCGUAAAACUCGUGAAAUUUAUGAAAGUCAGAACCUUAUAUACCACGAUUAACAAUUCUAACACUGUCUUAUACAUGGAUUAGAUAUUUGACAAUAACCGCGUUUGUAUGUGUUUUUUAUAGAAAGUGAUCGGGAUAGUUAAUCUUCAAACUCGUGUAAUACUCACUUAUAACGGUGUGUCAAAUAAUUUAGGUUUCUUCCACUUGAUCAUUAUUGGAGUUUCUAGUCAUUUGUAACGUAUUGAAUGUUUCAAAUCUGACAUGAUUUACAUGAAACUUUUUUUUCAAUUAAUCUUACAUGAAUCAAAAUGUCAGGAUUCAAAUAAUGUUUGCGUCAUUUUGGCUUUGCUGAUUUGCAUCUUUUAAUGACAUUCAAGAAAUGAUGCGUAUUGAGAUUGGUACCAAAAGUUUAUUUUGCAUCCUGUCGUAGAGCCACUAAUAUAUCUGUAAGAUAUUUUUGGAAGGCGACACUUAAAAUGAUGAAGUAACAUAACCAUAUCAUUUGUUUAUCUGUUCUUGUAGUCGUCCAAAUAGUUGAUGAGGAAAGUGAACAUGUAGAACGUUAUUCAAGAGUUUCGCGCGUUAUAACUGACACUUUUCCAAAUAUACUCAGAGAUAUCAUCCGUUCAAAAAUGUCUGCAAGUAACUUGUACCAAUUGUGUUUGCCGCAUCUCAAUAGUUUCUCCUCUGAUCAGCAAACUAGCUUAACUGAUGCAAACUCGUCCAAUUCAUAUGAUUCAAUGGACAUUACAUUGAUCUAUAAAUUGUUGAGACAGUUUUUGCUGAUACAUCCUCCUACAAACGGAGAACUGACGUAGAACGCAUACGUCGUUACAUAAACCAACUAGCUCACCGAUGCAACACAAACAUUGGAGAGGAUGAAUUUGAUGAUUACUACGAUAAGUUCCGUGAUAUUGGUUAUAGAAUGGAUCUCAACUUUUUCCAGAAGACAAAUUAUAAACGAUUGAUUAUUUGUCAUAAGACAUGCAGUAUGGAUAUGCAGAUGCUGAUCAAAUACAAGAACGCCUUAAAGCAACUAGAAAAUAUAAAAUUACAAUUUGAAGAAAGGCCUUUAAAGUUUUUCUGGGGAGAAAGUUUUGAUAACAGUUUGAGGAAUUUGAGAACUAUAUUGAAGGACGAAAAAUUAGAAGUAGGAAGACGUAAAGUCCGUGUUCAGAUCAUCUGCCAGAACGAAGAGAAUGUCGAGGCAACCAUUGAUAUUCUCAUUUCCCUCAAAGACGAGAUAAACGAAGACUUGAGUGGAAUUGAAUUCAUUGUUGCCACUAAAGGGAGCAUCGUUCUUCAUAUAGAUAUCUUGGCACAAACGUUGGAAACAGAUGAACUAUUACAAUCCACCCUGACUUUAUUUCUUAGAAAAAUUUUGGAACGAAUAUCGACAUCCAAUAUUGAAAGUAUUGAUAUUGUUUUAUUACCUGUAGAAGAGUUCACACAAUGGAAUACACCAAAACCUAUUGGACAACCAGUUUACUUAGAAUUUGAUUUCGAGGCUGAGCUAUUUGAAACGAACUAUAACAUUAAAGAGCAGUUACGAAAUUUUUCGCACGCCAUCUUCAAACAUUCAAAUGGAAGCGUAACAAACAAUGAUGUUACUGCAACACUCCUACCUAUUUGUCUUGAAGAAGCAAACACCCAAGCUUUAACACCUGAGGAAAAUUUAUCAACCACAAAAGAAUCAUUCACCUAAGCUCAAACACCUGUCAAAUACAACCUUCCUGUUUCUGUCACUUUGCGUCAACAGUUAAAUAUCCAAAAGUCAAAGAAUGAAAAUCAGAUCAUUAACAGCUGUAUCAAAACAGGCAAUACAUUAGUGUUUAACGACUAUGAUAAUAACCGACUUAUUAUUUGUAAUUCAGACGGUACUGAUAUCCAUCACAUUCCUCUGUCCUAUACACCAUAUUAUAUGACAUUGGUGAAUAGUAAUACUGUGGCAGUAACCUGUACACGUGACAGAACCAUACUGAUAAUAAAUAUAUCUACAGGUUCUGUCACCCGUACAAUCAACACCAGUGAUUACUGCUUCGGAAUAUCAUAUAAUGAUAAUAACCUGUACGUUGAUAUUGAUCAGAGUAUAAUAUAUGUGAUGGACCUGACAGGUAAAGUAAUACGUACUAUACCUUUACCUUCAUACGAUAUCGGCGACAUUACAGUAGACAGAGACAGGUUAGUCUGUAUAGACGAUACAUCAAUAUACUGCUGCUCGUUAGAUGGAAAACUAAUUUGGAAGUUUGAAAUGGAGGGAUUUCAAGAUUUAGGUCGUGUGACAACAGAUAAUGAGGGGAAUGUCUAUGUGACUUAUUUUAACACCAACACAGUAAUAGUUGUAUCAGACGAUGGCAAACAUCAUAGAGAACUUCUCACUAAAUCAGAUGGAUUGAAUGUGCCGUGGGGAAUUUAUUUUGACAAACAAGAAAAUAUUCUGCUUGUUUGUAAUCAUUUUGACGGAAAGGCUUUUCUUUUCAACGUGAAAAAGAAACUAACAUAAAUAAACAUAAAUAAUUCUGUCAGACAAUGAGUUUAUUCGGACUCGGAUCUGUUUAUGCAUUUAGUCAUUCAAAAUAACUUCUAUUUAUCUAUUUUUUCUUUACUAUUAACUUAAUUGCUUGUCAUGAUCUUUACAGUUGUAUUCCGUAUUCAGAUUAAAGACAAUAUUACAAUUAUAUUAUGUACUAGUUUUGUGUGAUCAACGCUUUCUUUUCAUGUGUGACAAAAAAUCAACUUUAUAUAGAUAUUAAUAGAAAUGUUACAAAGACGAUUUGUUCUUUGAUUCACGUCCACUUACUGUUUGAUAGUUGGAGAAAAAAAAAAUCAAGAGAAAAAUUUUAAUUUAAGUCAUAUGUAUGUUCUCAAUAUUUUUGUUAUUCGAAAUAAAUAUUCUAUAUAGA
This is a messenger RNA of Mytilus californianus (California mussel), 3995 nucleotides long. RefSeq lists its product as uncharacterized. The transcript is spliced from 6 exons. The coding region runs from base 2018 to 2797 and encodes 259 amino acids. The record is from RefSeq and is a predicted model, not a curated record. Lineage: Eukaryota; Metazoa; Mollusca; Bivalvia; Mytilida; Mytilidae.